AUGGUCAUGUUCCACUGCCAGAUUAUUCUGGCCUACGCCAUCAAGUCGGCUCACCUUGAUAUUCAGCUGCAACUGGCUUCCCGAACACGACCCGGCAACUUCUUGUCAGUCCGACCUAACACGAAGGCCCUCGCCAUGUGGAAUGUUGGAGGAGUUUCCGUGGUGCCGCGCAACUAUGGGCUAGUGUUCUCUUCUUUCUUCUUCACAGCAUUGGCGGCAUUGGUUGUCGGACUCAGAACAUACACUCGCGCGGUUCUAGUCAAGAAUAUCGUGGCAGACGACGUCUUGAUGAUUGUCGCCUUUAUCGGAACAGUGGGAUAUCUUGUCACCAUUAUUCAGCAAAUCAAAUGGGGCCUUGGAGAUGCGAUCGGACUUCAAGAACUCCAAGAGUUCCUUCGCGCUCUCUAUGCCACCGUCGUUCUAUACAACUUUACCCAGCUCAGUGUCAAGUUUUCGAUCUUGUCCCAAUACCGACGCAUCUUCCGAACCGACGGCGCAAAGAGGAUCAUCACAGGGUUGAUAAUAUGGCUGGCGGUCUACGCAGCCUUUUGCCUGGGAACCAGCAUCUUCACAUGCUGGCCGGUGGCCAAAUACUGGGAUAAUAGUAUUGAAGGAGGCUGCAUAGAGCGCUCAGUUUUGAACUAUGCUAUCGCAGGGUUCAACAUCCUGAACGACCUUAUCAUCCUCUUCAUCCCAAUCCCUUGGCUUCGGAAUCUGCAAGUGACCUUUCGAGCGAAGCUCGUUCUUAUUGGGGUAUUUACCUGCGGCGCAUUUGCUGCAAUAGUUGCGAUUGUUCGACUUAAUUCUUUGUACAUACAUGGGUCCGCGCCCAUAGAUCAGCAACCACUUGUUGGCGUAGACAUUGCGGUUUGGUCAGGUCUGGAAAUCAACAUUGCGAUAAUCUGCGCGUCCGUUCCCGCCCUCAAGGCCCUCUUCAUCAAGAUCAUUCCAAAGCUGGGGACCUACAAGAACUAUUCAAAAACCCCAUACGGUCGAAGCACGGCGGGGAACCUCCAACUCCAGAGCUUCGAUAAGCGCUCCAGAAACUUCUCGCAGCGCGAUGCGGACAAGACGAAGAUGGAAAUACAGGUCCAAAGGUCAAUAGAGAUGAAUGUCAUCCCGAUCGAGGACGACGACAGUCAGAAAGACCUCGUUACGAAUGGAUGGGCGGCAGGAUGUUAUGCGCAGGGCCAGCAGGCUGAGGGCGUUGACCAUCACGCUAGCCCCGACCAGCGGCACAGUCAUUUCAAGAGCAACUCUCGUUGA
Molecule: messenger RNA, 1266 nt
Organism: Colletotrichum karsti
Lineage: Eukaryota; Fungi; Ascomycota; Sordariomycetes; Glomerellales; Glomerellaceae
Exons: 5
Coding region: 1-1266 (421 amino acids)
Source: RefSeq, a predicted model, not a curated record